AUGGUAGCAAAUGUUAAAUAUGGAGGUUUUGGGAGUACAUCCGUCUUCAAUCUUACCGUUGCUCCUGACCAGCGCAAUACACAUUAUAUGGUGAUUGAAUCCGGUCCUCCGGGCCAUGUCAGUGCUAUCGCAGCCGGUUGGACGGUAGAUAGUCAAGUAACUUCUACUUAUCGGGUGUCCCCGACUUCCGUUUAUGGCGGAGAGAUAUACGAGAUCCCAAUCCAAAUUCAACAGGACCGAACUUUUGGAAAUUGGCGGUUGCGUGUGUCCGAACCACCGAUCAGUGUGGGUUACUGGCCCGAGGAAUUGUUCUUGAAUUUACGACACGGCUUGCUACAUGUAGCUUGGGGAGGGGAUGGCUUCGCCUGGAGAAAUGGAUUUUGUCCUCCGAUGGGAAGCGGCCACAAGCCCGACGGUGAUCACGACUUUGUGCGCGCGACGUACUUCCGACGGCUCAAUUGGGGUCGAGUGGACGGGGCCGUCUUACCUCCUUCGAAGAACACGAAAGAGGUGGUGGAUAAAUCUAAUGUCUAUGCUCUGAGGAAUUAUCGAUAUAAUAAGGGGACUUGGGGCUACACGUUUAGUUUUGGAGGUCCGGCAGACUAUUGUAGGGGAUAA
Messenger RNA from Syzygium oleosum, 618 nucleotides. RefSeq lists its product as uncharacterized. NCBI's taxonomy places the organism in Eukaryota, Viridiplantae, Streptophyta, Magnoliopsida, Myrtales, Myrtaceae. The transcript has 3 exons. Bases 1 to 618 code for a protein of 205 amino acids. The record is from RefSeq and is a predicted model, not a curated record.